Molecule: messenger RNA, 1791 nt
Organism: Trypanosoma grayi
Lineage: Eukaryota; Euglenozoa; Kinetoplastea; Trypanosomatida; Trypanosomatidae
Exons: 1
Coding region: 1-1791 (596 amino acids)
Source: RefSeq, a predicted model, not a curated record
AUGGCGCAUCCAGCAUGUCUGCCACCGCGCCCGCACCACACGUUCAGCCUGCGCACAGUGGAGAAGCUGCACCAGCGUCACCUGGAGAACACCGGGGCGCAUGUGCGGCCGGAGCAGAUCCCCGCCUACGUGGAGGACGUGCGACGCAAUCUUGCGCGCGUGGAGGAGGCGCUGCAGUACAGGCUGCAGCGCCCUGCGCCCGCUCAAUACGGAGGGACGGAGCAACACCCGCUACUCUCCAAAUUUGAACGCAUCCGCGUUGGACAAAUACUGGCGGACGUGGUGCUUGAUGUCGCCACCAUCUCUAUCGCAAGCAGUAAUGAGACAUACGAUGCGGUGGUGAACACCAACACUGCGCUUUCGCUCUUGACCUCCCGCGUGGGCCCAACGCCACUCCUUACUUGUGACGCUGACGAGCUUUUACAGCCACAGCAGCCUCAGCCACAGCAGCAGCAACGUGACAGCUCUACAGAGACGGCGGAUUUACCUGCGUCGCCCCCACAUGUUUCCGAAGGGCAGUAUCCGUUUAACUCCACACUUCAGAAUCCAGUGGCCCUUCCACCACCACCACCACCACCACCAGCACCACCAGCACCACCAGCACCACCAGCACCAGCACCAGCGGCUGCAACAGCGAGAGGAACAUCACCAACAGCAGCUACAGUGGAGUCGCAGUGUGCCGAGAAGACUAUGGGCGAUAUGGAGAGGCAUAUGCAGGAAGGUGCCGUGCUGCCGCCGAUGGGUGUGUGUGGUAGUGACGGGGGCAGCGACAUGUCAGGGACAGGGCCUGGUCGCUCCAUCACUACGCCACCUGGAUGGCACCGCGUGACACACAACUCCUCGCCCACCACAGAGCGGAUUCGAAGAGCGCCGCAGAGACUCCAAAGUCAAAACACGAUGGCCAGCGUGGAUAGCCAUGGAAACAGCAUUAGCAGCAGGCGUGCGCGAUUACACGAGGCUUCCCACGACACGGUGACGUGUCAGCACCCUCUGACGCACAGCGAGUCGCCACUCUCGCCGUCGUCGAUGCGCUUCAAGCCGGUACUCUCGAUGCACUCGGGGGCAGAAAGCUCAACGGCGUGCCCACCGCCACAGAGGAGACCUCGCAAGUAUUAUGACAUUGAUUUCCAAAAACUAGGAGAUUUCACGCGAUGUCUCCGCGCAGUGCAGCGACUUAGCUUCAGUGACAGCGAUUUUGAGGGAGUUGGCUUACGGUACGCCAUCCCGGGCAUUCGGGAGUUGGACCCCAGCGAGGUACGGUCCUUCCUUGAGCGCAUGUACGAACGCCCUAGCUUCCUCGGUGAUUCCUUGAAUCGAACAGGGGAUGACGACUUUGUGGUGAAGCGCACCGUUUCGCUGACGAGCACUGGAGGUGGUACAGAGGCAAACGGCCGCAGCACCCACCUCACGCAGAAGGAAAGCACCACGAGCAUAUGUAACACACCUCCCCCCACAGUAAUCGACCUGCAGCUGCUCGACCACGAGGUAACAAAUGCGACGCGUGUGUCUCCUUGCAGGUCCCCUACGCCGCACCGACUUGCGGGGCAGCUCACACCACCGAGUGAAAACGGGGCUUUCUCGCUGUCACAGCCGUUCUUCAAGGAUCACUGCCUACCACUCUUCCGUGGUGGAAAGGAGACCGUUGUGCAAAAAAAAGACCUGUACAUUUUCCUUGCCAUGGUCGACGCAAGACUGAAACAGAUUGAUCAAGAGGUCGAUGGGCGACUACAUAUCGCUGGCGCUGAUUUGGCAUCAAGCAGUGGCGAAGAGGACACACAUUAUGCCCCCUGA